UAAUUACAACAGUUUGCCAAAAGAAGAAAAAAAAAAAAUACAACAGUGAACAGUUACCAUUGGUUACAGUUACAUUAAUUACUGGUGCAAACUGCAAACUGAAGGAUUUGAUAAAUUGAAAUACGAUAAUAAAAAAAGUUUAAUUGUAAAACGUAGUGUUAAAUUAUACAGCAGUCGAAGUAUCAAUGUUGACACCACGGUUCAAUCUAGCCAAUAGUAUUUAGCUAAACUUCUCUUGAUUUAUAAAUAUAAUCAACAAUAUAGAUUAUUUUUAUACAUUUUUUCUUUGAAAGAUAUAGUAAUGGUACCAGAUAACUUCAAAAAGUUUCUUCUGAAUAGAGUAACUGCAUCAAAGGAAGUUGUGGAUUUUUUGGAGAAUGCCAGAAAAACAGAAGAUGAUUUAUCAAAAUACUCAUUCCAUAAAGUGAUGAUACACAAUUGGAGCAGUUCCAAGGAACUUCUUUUUGAUUCGCUAAGCAAAUAUUUUGUAGUAUCCUUUAUUCCAAUUAAUUUUGUGACCAAAGAUGGCACAUCCACAUUUUAUACAAGUAGUUUAAAUUUCAUACUAAAAGUAAUUAUGUUUGAAUUUUUAUUUCUAUACAAUCGCAGUAUGUUAAACAUUGACAUUUUACUGUGUGACAAAACUUCACAUGAUUUAUUUGGAAGUCAUGAGUUAUCUGUUUUGGAUAUUAUUGGUAGGAUAGUCAACAGCAGAUUCACAUCUCACUUGGAGUUGGAUUUAUCUAACUUUAAAAAUGAUCCAGAGAUUAUAAAGUAUAAGAUUGAAUUCUACCAACUGUCAUUGUUAUCAAUUUUCAAAAUUUUGAUGGUGAGGUUGGGAGGAAACACUAGAUAUUUAAAUCUGAGUCAUAAUAAUUUAAGCAUAGUACCACUGACGAUAUUAAAUUUCUUUAUAAAAGGAGACCUUAUUGGAAUUGACCUCAGAAACAAUAAUAUAUCUUCAAUGGACCAUCUGCAUAGGGUAAGCAGUAAAAUUGUGAAACUUCAUCUUGAGUACAACCCUUUGUGCAAAAAUAAGGAUCCUAUUGACUACAUUAAGGAUAUCCUUCUAAAAUUCCCAAGACUAAAAGAACUGGAUGGUGUGCCACUAGACAAGUAUGGGGCCAUGGUGCCCUUCUACAAGUCAUACGUCGUGACCCCUGACAAGAAAACCCAGAAGUUUGUUGAACAAUUUGUUAACCUCUACUUCUCUCAUUAUGACUCAAGGCGAACUAAACUACUCAAUUUUUAUGGCGAAAAUGCACAGCUGACUAUUUCGACACCAACCGUUGAGGUUGAUGGAAGAAGCUUGGAUAGUAAACUGACUAACUUCUCAAGAAACGUUUUAAGUAUGAAUAAAAAUAAACGGAAUCACACCGAACGAUUAUACUCCACAAAUAAAGCUAUUGUCGCGCUGUUGAUAAAACUUCCACCCACGGUUCAUGAUACAAGUUCAUUCACUAUUGAUGUGGUGCAUAAUGAUGGUAAAUUAAUCAUACUUAUUAUAGGUGGAAUUUAUAAAGAGUUGGGUAAACAGAACAUGCAGACAUACCUUAGCUUCAGGAGAACCAUUUUCUUCGAGGCGACAGAUGACGACCAAUUCACGGAUUACUUUAUAACGCGGGAAAUGUUCACAACAUCGUGCGCCUCUGAAGAAAUGAAGCGAAAUACAUUUCUGCUUCCAAUUAGAAACCAAAGUCAGUUAACACUGAUAGACCCGGAUUGGCAGGAACAAAAUACAAUUUGCAAAGCAUUCUCCUACUAUACGCAACUGAAGAUAGAUGAAGUUGAAAGGCGUCUUAAUAACCAUGAUUGGGAUAUUCGCAUGGCGUUAAAGGAAUUUAUGAAUGACUUCAGAAAAAACUCAAUAAGUACGAGUUUGUUCGACACAGAAUCUGAUUAUGUAACUACCGAUCAAUUGAUGGAUGAAGUUGAUUAGAAUAAUAAGUGUAUAGUAAUAAUAAUAAGUAUAUAUUAAAAUUAUCAUGGAAUAGGUA
Molecule: messenger RNA, 1997 nt
Organism: Leptidea sinapis
Lineage: Eukaryota; Metazoa; Arthropoda; Insecta; Lepidoptera; Pieridae
Product: nuclear RNA export factor 1-like
Exons: 10
Coding region: 302-1939 (545 amino acids)
Biological process (GO): poly(A)+ mRNA export from nucleus
Cellular component (GO): nucleus
Molecular function (GO): RNA binding; protein binding
Source: RefSeq, a predicted model, not a curated record